AUGAAGUACCCUAAGCGCUUACUAGACCUUCAAGAGUUGAAGGAAGCUCAAGGAGUCAAGGGCCUUGGUGGUCUCAAGGCUCUGCCAAGGCAUCUCGAUCUCGGAACCAAGGUGUAUCUGGUUGACGGUGCUAAAGCGGACGGGCGCUACGUAACACUGAGUCACUGCUGGGGCAAGCCUAAGAAAGGACAAGGCCAGCUCAGAUUGACAGGCAAAACUGAGCAGAGGUUGAAGAAAGAGGGAAUCGAGCUUCGAUACCUGUGCAAGUCUUUUCGUGAUGCAAUGCUCUUUGCCUAUCGUCUGGAUCAGGUUCGAUACAUUUGGAUCGAUUCUCUUUGCAUCAUACAGCCGGACCCUACCUAUACCGAUAAAACCAAAGACCCAUCAGGACAAGACUGGAAAGAGCAGAGUCGUGUGAUGGGCGAAGUCUAUCGCCAAUCAUUUCUCAAUAUUUCAGCCACCGCUGCGAAGGAUGGCGAUCAUGGUCUGUUCAUCGCAUGGGAGUGUGGUGGCUUUCAAGACGUUGAAGGAUUUCCGAACGGCUAUACUACAAUCACAGUAAGACAUGGUGAUAUAAUUAACGAGCGUCACCUAAAAGACUUCAACGAGGCUCGUGGCCUCCGACUACGCACAAGCCGUCUUAGGGGAUUCCCGGAUCCGGACAAGAAUUUGUCAAAGUUGGGCACAUACGAGUUGUGGAAGUAUGUGGUGGAGGUGUACUCUCGUACAAACCUGACCUUCGCUCGUGACAAGCUGAUUGCACUGUCCGGAAUCGCUGAACAGUUCUCACGCGAAACGAAAUGUGAUUAUGUGGCUGGCAUGUGGAGAGAGCACCUCGAAAGCCAACUUCUAUGGCAAGUGAAUGAAGAUUAUCAAGAUGGUAUCUUUGCAAACCCCGCGUGUCGCGAUGAGCUGCGAGCUCCCUCGUUUUCCUGGGCAGCUAUAGAUAGCCCUUAUGGAGUCACAUAUGGGGAGACCACAGACUAUGGCAAAGACCGACAGAAACAGCUUCUAUUCGAGGUGAGGGCCUGCGAAAUUGAUCUCGAGGACCCAAAAAAUCCGUUCGGCCUCAUCAAGGCUGGCCAGCUCCACAUAAAGCCUCGAUACCUGCGUCGGGUCGCAUUACGCAAACUCGGUCCUCCUUCUCAUGUUCCCUAUGGUUGGCGUCUACAAGAAGAUGUUUUGCCGAAACAAGACUAUAAUCCAAAGCACACAACUUCAUUAGAUAUGUCUGCUAGGAAGGAGACGUCACUCAGCAAAAAGACUGCCUUCGUAGAGCAUCAUAGCCUCAACUUGGACGCUCCUGAGUCUGAUAUCGACAUUUUUGCUAGCGGAGCGGAAGUGUAUUGUAUGCCAGCCGCAUUCGGAGACAGGACGGUUAAAGAGGCAUGGCGUGACUUGAUGUGUCUUCUCUUGCUCAAGACGAAGCCUGCACAAGAGCACCCAACAUCAAAGCAUCAAUUCCGAAGGAUCGGCAUCACGAGGUUAUCAAGUGCUAUGCACUGGAAAUCUCAUGCAAUCCUAAUGGAGCAACCAUUUGAAGGUGAUAUCAUACUACAUUGA
This is a messenger RNA of Didymosphaeria variabile, 1563 nucleotides long. RefSeq lists its product as uncharacterized. The transcript has 4 exons. The coding region runs from base 1 to 1563 and encodes 520 amino acids. The record is from RefSeq and is a predicted model, not a curated record. Lineage: Eukaryota; Fungi; Ascomycota; Dothideomycetes; Pleosporales; Didymosphaeriaceae.